This is a messenger RNA of Symbiodinium natans, 237 nucleotides long. The record is from the annotation of a GenBank genome assembly. NCBI's taxonomy places the organism in Eukaryota, Dinophyceae, Suessiales, Symbiodiniaceae.
AUGGACUGGAUGUCCAGUGCUGCUCUGGACGACGUGGAGGAGGACCAGCAUGACCGGCAGGCACUGGAACUGGCCUCACGACGUGGAGAAGUCCUGCAGGUGACCGUGGAGCAGCGGAAGAAAAGCGAUGAGUCGGUCUGCAGCACUUGGAAGGGCUGGCGCGGCACACCGGCUGAGAGCCGCGUUGACUUGGACAACUUGCAGACUGCCAGUGUGGUUUUCGAAGGCCAGGGAUGA